AGGAACUGCUAAAUUUGAAGUCGAGUUAAAAUUCGUGAAUUAUAAUAUCGACGAUAUGUUUGAAAACAAUCGCUUCGACGACGUGUUGGAGAUAUUUCGGGACAAACUGUGGAAAGAGAGUCGAGACGUGUAUAUCACUCAAAUUGCUUCACCUCUUGAUGUCGGCGGAAGAUUGCCAUUAGAUCCGCGAGAAAAAGAAGGUGUUAUUAUAAGGAUCGGUAGUAUAGAUGACUAUACGCGAGAUAUACUAGACCUGGAGCGAGAGGUGGAUCGCAUUAAGAAUCGUAAUCCCUGUCCCCGAAAAUAUAAAGCAACGACCGCUGAGUAUAUGUUUAGAAAUAAAGGCUUUUACAGCGAUUGGUGUAGUUUUCAACUCAUUCGUGCCAGCUCAAUUGGACAGCCAGUGGAACCGGUACUGAAAACCGAUAUUCCCGUAUCAUUUGCACCCAAUGACGACAAUUUCUAUGACAAUUACAAGCCUUUCGGACAGUCGUAUCCGAGUCGUGAUUAUACGGUCGAUCUAAUAGUAUGUUUCGCCAUCCCUUUCCUAAUCGCAGCGAUGAUUGUCUCGUCUCUGACGUGUAUUUUCUUCUAUAAUAAUGAAGACCUGAGUAAAGGGUGUAAUGAGACACCCGUCCAAUUAGAGCAGUAUAAUAGCAUAAGUCGGGCCACACUUAGACUCAGAUCUUUAGCACAGAAUCGUUAUUAUUCUGUGGCAGAUGUAUACAGUCUAUCCUCACUUCCGCCAAAACUACCCCUACAUAUCACAGGAACGUCUACUUUGCCUAAAGCCAUGUCGCUCGCCAAGUAUGUCAUCCGUCUGUUUCUCACAUAA
Molecule: messenger RNA, 835 nt
Organism: Oppiella nova
Lineage: Eukaryota; Metazoa; Arthropoda; Arachnida; Sarcoptiformes; Oppiidae
Source: the annotation of a GenBank genome assembly